UCCAUCUAUAAAUAUUCUCAUAUACCUUAACAUUUUUUCUCAUCAUUCCAUUGUUUUCUCUCCAAUCAAAAAUAUAUUUCAUUAAAAUUCAUCAUGAAUCAUUCUAAUUUUAAUUUUUAUGAUGCUUUUGAUUUUGAUGAUGAUACUCCUAUAUUGGCUUUUCAAGUUGCUGCUGCUGUGGUUGCUGAAGAAGAAUCGAAUAAUCAAGGGCGGAGAACAGGGUAUCGUGGCUCUAUUCUUGGCCACAAUAUUGUCAAUCGUAAUAGAAAGGAAGAUCUUACUGAUGAAUAUCUUCAAAUUGGAGAAAGCACUGCGAUAGAAAGUCUUAGAGCUUUCGUCAAAGCAAUUGUAGAAGUUUUUGGUGAUUGGUAUCUAAGGGCACCAAACGAGGCCGAUAUUUGUCGAUUAUUAUCAAUUGGAGAGCAGCGUGGAUUUCCUGCUGAAGGUCGUACUGCUCCUGUCAAUUAUACAAUUAAUGGGCAUGAAUAUACAAUGGGAUACUAUUUAGCAGAUGGGAUUUAUCCUAAUUGGUCAACUUUUGUUAAGACAAUCCCAAGGCCAUUAGGAGCAAAGAGAAAAUAUUUUGCAAGUAAGCAAGAGUCUGCAAGAAAGGAUGUAGAGCGGGCAUUUGGAGUGCUCCAAUCUCGUUUUGCAAUUGUACGUGGACCUGUUCGAUACUGGGAUGAAGAAACGCUUGCAAAUAUUAUGAAAGCUUGCAUAAUAAUGCAUAAUAUGAUUAUUGAAGAUGAAGGAGCAAUGAACCUUGGAUUUGACCAUGAACGUGAAGUCAAUUCCUUUAUAUCAGUGUCACAUGGUGAAAUACCAGAACUACAUGAUUUUCUUCAAACUCAUAAUCGAAUCAGGGAUAGAGCAACUAGCUCUCAACUACAAGAAGAUUUGGUUGAACAUUUAUGGGAACAAUAUGGUAACGAGUAGAAUUAUUAGCUUUGAACUUCUUAUGUCAUCAUAAUUUUCAAGUUUUUUAUGUUUUUUUUUCAUUAUGGUUGUUGUCUUUUAAGUUAAUUAAUCUUACUUAUUGUU
Molecule: messenger RNA, 1041 nt
Organism: Populus trichocarpa (black cottonwood)
Lineage: Eukaryota; Viridiplantae; Streptophyta; Magnoliopsida; Malpighiales; Salicaceae
Exons: 3
Coding region: 94-936 (280 amino acids)
Source: RefSeq, a predicted model, not a curated record